This is a messenger RNA of Alternaria alternata, 1025 nucleotides long. RefSeq lists its product as hypothetical. Lineage: Eukaryota; Fungi; Ascomycota; Dothideomycetes; Pleosporales; Pleosporaceae. The transcript has 2 exons. The coding region runs from base 63 to 1025 and encodes 320 amino acids. The record is from RefSeq and is a predicted model, not a curated record.
UGCCUCAUACACAACCAAAGUUAUUACACCACUUUCAACAUCAACAACAAACACGUUUGACUAUGCUACAGUCUAACCUCCAAUAUCGCUGCAUAGGAAGGGGCUUUUGUGGUAGUGUCUGGACUCCUGGAAACGCCCAACACAAUGACGACGGGCAAGUUGCCAUCAAGCGCGAAGAUGGCGGACCUGGUAGAUCAGUCACGAAUGAUUACAACAUGCAUCUUCGAGUUCUCCAGAGCGCAAUCCAACAGCCACCAUUGAUGCCUCUUUCAAUUCCUUACUGCCACAAUCUUGUCCAAACCGACGAUGCCUGGUGGCUAUCAAACCUACAUCAAUUCCCUUCUGGCUACACUGCUUGUAGAGCGCUCAUCUCGGAACGAAUCCCUAAGAUCCCAAGGCCAAUCAGCAACAAGAUUGUAGAUCUCUUCUGCGCUGGCAACGCUCAACUAUCCACUUUCGUGAAAGGCAACCCAGACGAUGAUGCAUGCCUUAUUCGACCAUAUUUGGGACGUCGGCGCCGGCACAGACAAGAGGGGAAAAGCGAAUCACGCUUCCAGCGCUUCAGUCUGCGGAACGUUCCUUUACACAUCGAUCAAAUGGAAGCCUCAGAUCUCUGCGCUGGAUUAUAUGCAGAGACUAUGGCAGAGGCUCUCGCACUGAUGCACUGGGGUGCGGAAAUUGAUGCGAACGACGUCGAAUUCGUGCUAGCUCCACCGCGAAGCAAACAUACACAAUCAAUGGCUUUUCAGUCUGACUUUCUGGGUACCCACUGCAUGUGGAUCCUCGAUUUUGACUGCUGUCGGCCUAUGCGGAUGGACGCAGAGGGAGUUGAGCAGGCCUGCGCAGCAUUUUUUAGGAAUGAUCCCUUUUAUCCAAGGCCGGGGACUGGAGAGACAGCUGAUGAGGAGCUGUGGGUUGUUUUCAAGCAAAGAUUCCUUAAAUCUAGUUACAAGUUUCUAGGCGGAGCAAGACAGCAUAUAUGGCUAUCUCAACUCCAGCCAAACAUGAACUUGCUCGCCAUCUAG